This is a messenger RNA of Aureococcus anophagefferens, 9765 nucleotides long. RefSeq lists its product as hypothetical. Lineage: Eukaryota; Pelagophyceae; Pelagomonadales; Pelagomonadaceae. The coding region runs from base 1 to 9765 and encodes 3254 amino acids. The record is from RefSeq and is a predicted model, not a curated record. The transcript has 2 exons.
AUGGCUGCCCCAUGGGGGGCAGCACGCGUCGGGCUCCUGGUCCUCGGCGCCGUCGCCGCCGUCGCCGGCGGCCCAACAUCACACGACCCAACAUUUCACAACAACAACACCACAACAAAACCGGCCUGCGACGACGUCUGCGUCGGCCUGAGCUGCGACACGCCGCGGACCUGCGCCGUCGCCGCCGAGGACCACGGCUGCGCCUGCUUCGCGUGCCUGGGCUGCGAGGCCGAGCGGCGGCUCGUGCGCGCCGGCGGUAGCUGGCGCGACGCGCCCAACGCCUUCGCGGACUGGGUCGCGGCCCAGCGGGCCGACGUUCCCGCGACCUUCGCGGGCCUCGACCUCGACGCCCCGGUCGGCGCCGUGGGCGUCUCCGAGGCCUGGAGCGAGACCUGCCGCGCGGACUGCGUCUGGCCCGGCGCGAGUUGCCCGGACGUCGUCGGGCUCGCGGGCUACUCGUGCCGCGACGACGACGGCGACAAGACUCACACCGUCUCCAAGUUCGCGGGGCUCAACGAGAUGCUCGUCUGCGACUGCAGCGGCUGCGCCGCGUGCCCGAGCGCGGCGGACGAGGACGCGCUCGCCGCGGCCGCGGCCGCGCGGUCGUGCGGCGCGCGCGCGGACUUCGGCGACGUCUUCGACGAGGCGGGGCUGCGCGCGGCCUUCGAGGGCGUCGGCGAGGGCGACUGCGGGGCCGUGACGCUGCGCGCGGACGUGGAGCUGGCCGGCGGGUCGCUGGCCGUGCGGACGCUCGCGACCGUGGUCCUCCGCAUGCGCGGCGCCGGCGCGGUCCGCGGCGGCGGCCGGAGCCGGCUGAUCGCCGUGGGCCCCGGCGCGCGGUUGGAGGUCGACGGCGGCGAGCUCAGCGACGGCGCCGCGACCUUCCCGGACCUCGCGCUCGGCGGCUGCGUCAUCGGGGCCAACGCCGCGGAGAUUGUGGUCGCGAACGCUACGAUCGCGAGGUGCUACGCGUCCUUCAUGGGCAGCGCCAUCUUCGUCAACCGGGGCUCGAACGUGACGCUCCGCGACGCCACGGUCGUCGACUGCGCCUCCGCCGGCGGCGGGGCCAUCGCCGUCGGCGCGCUGCCCGAGUGGAGCGGCAACUGGGCCGCGGCGGAGUCGCGCGUGGAGAUCCUCGGCGCGAGCGCGCUCCGGCGCUGCUUCGGCCUCACGCUGACGGGCGGCGUGUUCACCCUGUCGCGGUCGACGAUUUUGGUCGACGGGGCCGCGGUGUUCGAGGAUUUGUGGGGCGGGCGCGCGGGCGCGAUCGAGGCGAACAUGGCCGGCGUCGUGAGGCUCCGCGGCGCGACGUUCCGGCGGUGCCAGGGCCACACGGGCGGCGCCGUGCAGGUUUAUAGGAGCGCCCUCUACGCCGUCGACACGACCUUCGAGGACUGCGCGGCGGAGGAGACGGGCGGCGCCGUCUACGUCGCCGCGGGCGUCGCGUGGCUCGGGCCGGGCGCGGCGAUCCGCAACUGCCGCGCGGAGCUCCACGGGGGCGGCGUCUACGCCUACGAGGACUCGCUGGUCUACGUCGCGCCCGGCGCGGAGAUCCGGGGCUGCUCCGCGGGGCUGCGCGGGGGCGGCCUGGGCGCGGGGCUGAACCGGCUCGAGGAGUUCGCGGCGCGCGACGGCGCGGGCGGCGGCGCCCGCGCGCGCGCGCGCGAGCGGCCCGCGUCCUACGUCGUCGUCGCCGGCCUCGUCGCGGGCUGCGUCGCCGGCGCCGACGGCGGCGGCCUCGCCGUCAUCGGCGAGCUGAGCCUCCAGCACGCGCGCGUCGAGGGCUGCGCCGCGGACGGCGGCGACGGCGGCGGCGUCUGGCUCGGCGACCUCACGCGCGCGGAGGUCAUGCUCGGGUCCAAGGUCUCGGACUGCUACGCGUCGGGCCGCGGCGGCGGCAUCUACGGCAUGGGCCGCGGGGCCUCCACGCGGGCGUACGCGCGGACCGGGAAGUUCGGGCCCCUCGAGUCCUCGGACGGCUUCGACGCCAUCGGGAGCGAGAUCGUCGGGAACGUCGCGGGCGUGCACGGCGGCGGGCUCUACGUCGAACACGGCCUCGCGGUGACCCUCUUCGCGACGCUCAUCGCGAACAAUCAGGCGCUCGACGGCGACGGCGGCGGCUUCUACUGCUUCGCGCAGACGCCCGUGAAGGUGGGCGGCAACGCGCGCAUCGAGGGCAACGCGGCGCCGCGCGGCUUCGGCGGCGGCUUCCUCGUGGACGCCGCGGCGGUCUGCGCGUCGGGCAGCUUCUCGCCCAUCGGCGCCGUGGUCGUCGGCAACGUCGCGCGGAGCGGCGGCGGCGGCGCGGUGCGGGGCGUCGACGGCGCGAUCUUCGGGAGCCGCGAGAGCUACGCCUUCGUGACCGUCGGGCUCGACUUCCGCGAGGAGAUCUGGGCCGGCGACGACGUCUGGGCGACGGUCUACAACGCGACGCGCGCGCUGGAGCCCCUCGUCGACGUCCGGGGCGUCCGCGCGUACGUCGCCGCGAAGACGAACAGGCUCGCGCGCAUGUCCAUCCUCAUCGACGCGCACAUCAGCGUCGACUACCUCUACGGCUUCUUCGGCGGCCACGGCCUGGGCUGGGGCGCGGGCAAGCCCUACGUCCAGCUGGAGACGCGGCGGGGGGCCCCGCGCAUCAAGGACCUGGAGGACGUCGACGUGCUGCGGCCCGGGACGCACGCGGAGGAGAUCUCGCUGUCCUUGGCGUGGACCGACCUCGUCGACGACUACGAGCAGGAGCUCGGCUUCGCCCAGGCGCUGCGACACUGGGACUGCGCCCGCGUGGCGAACGCCACCGCGGGGCUCGACUGCGAGGGCGUCGCCGGCGCGCUCGCGGCGCUCGCGGCGCUCGUCGACGUCGACGGCGCGCUCCGCUGGAUCGUGAGCGACCUCUUCGCCCAGAUGGGCGACGAGAUGGAUCAGAAGUACGAGUCGGGAUCCAAGGACUUCGGGACCGAGGAGAACCCCGACGCGUUCUACGACGGUAUGGCGCACGCGCCCGGCCGCUCCGACGGCCGCGGCGCGCCGGACACGUCGUGGAUCUUCGAGCGCAACGAGGCCACGGACGGCGACGGCGGCGCGCUGCACAUCGGCCGCGGCGGCCGCGCGUACCUCGACACCGUGACGUGCCGCGGCAACGCCGCGGGCGCGCGCGGCGGCUGCGUCCACGUCGAGGCGCUCGCGACGCUCGAGCUCACGCGGGCGGACGUGACGGGCAACGCCGCCGGCGACGAGGGCGGCGGCGUCUCCGCGACGACGCUCGCCACGGUCUUCGCCGCCGACGUGCGCGUCGCCGACAACACCGCGCGGCGCGGCGGCGGCGCGGCCUUCACGACGUGCGAGGCCGUGCGCCUCGAGCGCGCGACGCUCGCGCGCAACGCGGCCGUCGAGGAGGGCGGCGGCCUCUUCGUGGCGGAGACGCCGCGCAUCGACCUCGACGAGUGCCGCGUGGAGGCCAACGAGGCGACGGGGCCGGGGGCCGUCGGCGGCGGCGCGUCCAUGCGCGGCGGCGGCGCGACGGCGCGCGCCGCGUUCGCCGCGACGACCUUCGCGGGGAACGCGGCGGCGUCCGGCGGCGGCCUCGCGCUCGCGGACCGCGCCGCGCCGGCCUUCGACGCGCCCUGCGCCGCCGCGACGGUCGUCAUCAACUUCGCGGCCGCGGCCGCGACGUGCGCGCCCGCGGACGACGUCCUUGGCGCCGCGGCCGCGGGGACGACGUGCGACGGGCGGCCCCACGGCUGCAACCCGCGGCUCCUCGAGGACGUCGCCGCGAGCCACGCCGUGCGUUUCGACGCCCACUGGUACCAGAGCGACGGCGGCCUCGCGACCGCGCGCGCGGCGUGCCGGGGCUGCGCGUGCUUCGCGGAUCCCUACGGCGGUUUCUCGCGCUACGUCGCCGUGUCGCGCGACGGCGCCGAGGUCGAGCGCCUCACGCCGCGCGCGGGCGCCGUCGUCGCCUACGACCGGUGCCUGCCGCCCGGGCGCUACGCGUUCCGCGCCGUCGACGACUUCGGGGACGGCUGGUUCGGCGGCACCUACGCGGUGACGAUCCGCGACGACGCGGGCCGCCGCGCGCUCGCGGGCCCGCGGGCCGUCGACGGCGUCGCGGCGCUCCACGUCGACGUCGCCGUCGGCGGCGGCCGGCGCACGGCCUUCGAGCGCAACGCUGCGCCGGGCGGCGGCGGCGGCGCGGUCUACUUCCGCGAGGCCGCGUCCGCCUACAACCUCGCCGCCGCGCUGCCGCGCGCGGCCUACGCGGGCAACGAGGCCGCCUACGGGCCCGAGGUCGCGACGCCGGCCGUGGCACUCGUCGCCGCGACGGCCGACGAGCUCGAGGCGCUCCGGGCCGCGGCGGGGGGGGCGCCGGGCGCCGCGGACGCCGCCGCGGGCCGCGCGUCCCUCGCCGCCGCGCUCGCGGCCGUCGUCGACGCGGGGGCCGCGACGGUCGGGGACCGCCCGGGCACGGCCCGGGCGUCGAGCGGGGGCGAGCUCUCCGCGGGGCCGGCGCCCGCGGUCGCGCGCCGCGGCAUCGGCGCCGCGUCCGGCGUGCCCUUCGAGCCGACGCUCUCCGUCGCCCUCGUCGACGCCUUCGACCAGCUCGUCGCGUCCGACAGCACGACGUCGCUCUUCGCGCGCCUCGACGCGGAGCCCCGAGAGCGGAGCCCCGAGGCGCGCGAGAGCGGCCGCGGCGGCAACGCGACGGACCGCGGCGACGACGACGGCUGGCGCCUCAGCGAGCGCGUCCACCUCGCCGCCGGCGGCGUCGCGGCCUUCGAGGGCCUCGCCGUCCAGGGGCCGGGCGGCGGCCGCGCGCGCCUCGUCUUCUCCGCGCCCGCGCUCGGAUCCGACAUCACGGAGUCGUCGAGCUUCCAACUGGCCGUGUCGCGCGACUGCCCCGAGGGCUACCGGGAGUCGUCGCGCCGGGGCACGCUCUACUGCGAGCCCUGCACGGCGGGCGAGUACUGGGCCGGCGGCGGCUGCCUCGACUGCCCCCGGGGCGCGCGCUGCGCCGUCGGCGCGACGGUCGGGACGCUGGAGAUCACGCGGGGCUACUGGCGCAGCGGCGAACGCUCGGACCGCGUCGAGGCCUGCUUCCGGCGGCGGUCCUGCGUCGGCGGCGGCGCGUGCGCCGAGGGCUACCUCGGCCCCCUCUGCAACGCGUGCGGCGACGGCUUCCACGCCGUGCCCUGGCGGACGACUGUCGGCGCGCUCGACUGCGCGCGGUGCCCGGGCCCGCUGCCGACGGCGGCGGCGGCGUGCCUCGUCGGUUUUCUCGUGGUUGCCGCGGCCCUCGCGGGGCGCGCCUACGUGGCCACGGGCCUCGAGUCCGCGAGGAGGCGCGUGAGGGGCCUCGUCGCGCCGCGCUUCGCGGGCGACUGGGCCGCGCCGACGUCGUGGCUCAAGAUCGUCUGGGCGACGUACCAGAUCGUGAGCCAGAGCGACUGGGCGACGAACACGGCCUACCCGCCGCCCUUUGCGUACUCGAACGCGGUGCUGUCCGUCGUCGAGCUCGACGUCGCCGCGAUGACGUCGUUCGCGUGCACGCUCGACUUCGACGCGCUGGACCGCAUGGUCCUCGCGGCCGUGGCGCCGUCGUUCGGGCUGGCGCUCCUGUUGCUCGCGGGCCGCGUGCUGCCCCUGGGCGGCGACCAGCGGCGGCGCCUCGCGUCGCUCGUGCUCCUCGUGACGUUCGCGACGCUGCCCACGGUGUCGACGCCCGCGUUCCGGACCUUCCCCUGCCGCGACUUCGACGGGGGCAUCCGGGUCCUCGAGGCGGACUACGGCGUGUCCUGCCGCGGCCGGCGCUACGGCCUCUUCCGCCUCUUCGCGGCCAUCGUCGUCGCGCUCUGGCCCGUGGGCGUGCCCCUGUCCAUCUUCGUCUACCUCCGGCGGCGGCGCCGGGCGCUGGACCCGACGGCCUACGCGGCGGACGCCCUCGAGGCCGACGCGCUGAGCCGCGCGCGGUCCAACGACGCGGACCUCGCCGCGUCCGCGUUCCUCUGGGCGUCCUACCGGCCGCCGACGUACUACUGGGAGUGCGUCGACAUGGGCCGCCGCGUGCUGCUCACGGGCGGCGUCGUCUUCGCGGGGUCCGACGCGACGCGCUGCUUCGCGGGCCUGGCCAUCGCGCUCGCGUUUCUGUUGCUCAUGGAGAUGGCCGCGCCGUACGCGGACCCGGGCUCGAACGCGCUCGGCGUCGCGGGCGCGUGGCAGGUCGCGUGCUCCUUCCUGAUUUUGUUUUUGUGCUCGACGCGGUUCUUGGACGUGCCGCGGGUCCUGCUCGGCUUCGUGGCGCUCGUGGCGAACCUGGCCGUGCUCGCGGGCCUGUCGCUGUCGCGCUACCUCGAGGAGCAGCGGAAGCGGCGCGUGGAGGCGGACGCGUUCGAGGCGUCCUUCCGCGAGUGCGAGCUCGACUACGACCGCAUGAUGCAGAACGACAUCAUCGACCGGCUCCUGGCGGAGCGCCGGGGCGGCGCGCCGGCGCCGGAGUCGCGCGGGUCGUCGCCGCGCGGCGCGCCGUCGCCGCGGCGGCCGCGCGCGCGGCCGUUCGCGGCGCUCGAGGGGCGCCUGGGCAUCGUCGAGCUCGCCGACGACCCGUCGCCGCGGUCCGCGGGCUCCUUCGAGGCGUCGCCGAGCUCGACGGCGCGGCUGCCCACGGCGCCGAGCAGCUGCGGCGAGCCGACGCCGCCGGGCUCGUCGCGCGUCGCGACGCCCCCGCCCAAGGACGUCGACGGCGACAUGGCCUGGCUCGCGCGGCGGCCCUACGAGGCCCUCGAGAUCGCGGCGCCGGAGCCGGCGCCGCCGCGCGGGGGGCUGCGCGCGGCCGCGCGCGCGCUGCGGACGAAGACGCUCCGCGUCUGCGCGAGCCCCGUCGCGGCGGGCGCGGGCCGCCUCUACGAGCGCGUCGAGCCGCGGCUCUUCGGGUCCGCGGAGCUGCGCAUCAGCCCCCUCGUCGCCCACUACCCCUGCUACGUCGUGUCGCUGUCGCGGCUCCGGACGCUCGGGCGCCUCGUGAGCCACGGCCGCGCGAAGCGCCUCGGCCUCCUCGAGGAGCUCACGGCGACGUCGCGGAGCCCCCACAGCGCCGCGUCCUUCUUCGUGAGCCACGAGUGGGAGGGCGCGGACCACCCGGACAACCACGCCAAUACGAAGCUCCGCUGGCUCCAGUCGCUCGACCGCCACGUCGGCGUGGGCCACGCGGAGGUCUGGAUCUGGCUCGACUACCUGUGCGUGCCCCAGGAGCCGGGCGCGAAGCGGCGGCGGGCCCUGGCGUCGCUCUGCUGCUACGCGAAUUUGUGCUCGCGCUUCGUGCCCCUCGUGCGGUCGCCGGCGGCCUGGAGCCGCCUCUACGGUCACGGCGCGGAGCCGCCGGGGGCGCUGCCGGGCACGCUCCACAGCUACCUCGCGCGGGCCUGGAGCCGCCUCGAGCUCUGCGCCGCGCUCAGCCCCAAGUACGGCCGCGGCGGCGCGGGCUGGCGGCCCGGGCCGCGGAACGUGCGGUUUCGGUGCCACGAGGACCCGGCGUCGCCCGGCGUGGGGCCCCGCGUGACGACGAAGCACCUGCUGCCGCCCCUCGCGGGCGUCUUCGACCGGGGCGACGACCGCGUGCUCGCCGCGCGCCUCGUGGCGGCGCUGGGGCGCAUCUUCGAGGAGUGCCGCCUCCAGUUCGAGGCCGCGGAGCGCCGGGGCCGCGCGCGGAGCCCGCGGAACCCGCUGCGGGCCGUGGACCUCGGCGGGCCCGACGCGGGCGCCGUGCCGCGCUGGCUCCUCGGUGCGGCGACGGGCCGCGCGGCCAUGCCGACCUUCGUCGACUACGGCGCCGGCGCCGGCGCCGACGCCGCGGACGCGGACGAGGCGGGCAUCGAGGUCGACGUCGGCGAGUUCGCGGGCGACGCCCAGGCGAGCGAAACCCUGCUCCAGGGCUACCUGGGGCUGCCCGUGCGCGACCUCGAGGCGCUGCCGCUCUUCGCGCUGGGCCUCGACGGCGCGGGCCGCGUCGCGUUCGCGUCGCGCGGCGCGCGGUCCGCCGCGGCCGUGCGGCGCGGCGCGGCGCUCGACGACCUCGAGUUCCGGUCCGCGGGCGACCUGGGCCACGCGCGGCGCGAGAUCCGGCGCGUCGUCGAGGCCGCGCGCGCGCCGCGGCCCUUCACGCUCUGGCUCCGGCGGCCCGGCGGCGGCGAGUUCGCGUCCGUCGUCGUCCACGCGCUCCGCUUCGGCGGCGCGGGCGGCGCCGCGCGCGUCGCCCUCGUCGGCAACGUGCUCAGCGACGCCCAGCUCCGCGAGGCCGUGGCGCUGAGCGACGCCGCGGCGCGCGGCGCGCGGCGCCGGUCGCCGCGCGUGUCCUUCGACGGCGGCGCGCCGUCGCCGCGGCGGUCGCCGCGCGUGUCCUUCGACGGCGACGCGAGCCCCCGGACGCCCCGGGGCUACUACGCCGAGUCGCCGCGGACGCCGCGCGGCGGCGACGACCGGCCCGCGCGGCGGUCGCGGACGCACCUCGAGGCGCUGCUCCUGCCGCCGCGCCCCGCGAUCGAGAACAUCGGCGACGCCAUGGACCGCCUCGAGAUCGAGAGCGCGCGGUCCCGCGGCACGCCGCGGGACGCGCGCGACGAGCCCCGGGCCUACCCCUGGGUCAUCGCGCGCGGCGCCGCGGACGUCUUCCUCCUCCGCUACGUCGCCGCGUCCGGCGCGCUCGAGGGGUCCGUCUACCGGCCCCUGCCCGGCGUCGAGCACAUCCCGCGCCUCGAGGCGCCCUACGUGACCCAGAUGGCCUCCGGCGGCGCGCGCCUGCCGACGACGACGCACGUCUUCGCGCGCGCGCCCGGAGAGACGGAGCGCGCGGCCGCCGUCGUCCGCGCCGCGACGCCGCUCGCCGCGGGCUCCAUCUUCGGCUGCGGCGAGUGCUGGCACCACCUCGUGGGCCUGCCCCCGCCCGACGCCCUGGGCGAGGGGCAGGCGGGCGCGGCGGCGCUCGACGCGAUGUCGCGCGCGCGCCGCGUCGCGGGCGGCCAGCUCGACGUCGGCGCGGACGGCACGCUGUCGCGGUGGUGCGUCUACACGUCGAGCCUCCGGCCGGAGCCGUCGGACGUGCUCGCGCUCGCGUCCCAGGUGCCCCUGCCCUUCGAGCGGCUCUGGCUCAUCUGCGUCAAGGAGCCCGCGGGCGACGACGGCGCCCGACCGCGGUGGCCCGGCUGGGCGCCCGGCCCGCGCGACCGCGACGAGCUCGAGGCCGCGGGGCGGCUCCAGUACACGUCGGCGACGUCCUUUAUCGUCAAGGCGGCGACGGUCGACGCGCGGGCCUACGAGGACGCGCGGUCCGCCGUGCUCGUGGCCAUGAACGCGCGGCAGCGCUUCCGCGAGGCCAAGGCCGAACUCCGCGCGUCCGCGGCGGGCGCGCGCGCGCGCGACGACGCCCGGCGCCUCGCGGCGGAGGCGCGGCUCCACGAGGCGCACCUCGAGUACUCCGCGUCCAAGGCGUCGCUGCGGGGCACGGCGGCCCUCGAGACCUUCCUCCGGGGCAAGCGCGAGCGCCGCGCGCUCCGCGGCCUCGGCAUCUUCGACGACCGCUGGCCCCGGCUCUACGCGCGCCUGCGGCUCGUCGAGAUCGGCCGCGCCGACACCGGCUCCGUGCUCUCGCUCCUCCCGAGGGACAUCGCGCUCUACCUCCUCGAGUUCCUCCUCAUGCGCCCAGGCGACCUCGGCGUCGCCCGCGCGCGCGCGCCGCGGCCCCGCGGCUCGCCGCGCGACGCGCUCGUGCACCCCGCGUGA